GAAACAAUUGGAGUCCCACAUGUUGAAGACCACUGCUGGCACUACUAUGGGGACUGGGGAUGUAUGUGAUCUGUAGCACAGAUCAGGCGGAACCUUGUGUGUGCGGAACCUUUAUCCCGUGAACAGCGAGCACAUGGGGGAAGGGAAGAAAAUAAGCGGCGGACCAUUAACAAACUCGGCUGCUUGGAGUGACCGGUUCUUCCUGGUUUCCAUGCUGGCCCCGGUUGACGGUAGCUUCUGAUUGGCCGGCUCCUAGGGGCCCCUCCCCUCAUUCCCGCCCCUUGUCUCUGGAGCAGCAUGCUGUUUCUCAGUACUGGUCUGUAGAGCCGCUCUUGUGGAGACCCUCAGCGGCGUGUGGAAGGGGGCCAGCGGCCGGGGACCCGUCAUGGAGAAGAUGGCGAGGGUCACCACGGCCCUGGGCGGUAACACCCUGACCGGACGCACCAUGUUCUGCCACCUGGACGCCCCCGCCAACGCCAUCAGCGUCUGCCGCGACGCCACCCAGGUGGUGGUGGCCGGGCGCAACAUCUUCAAGAUCUACUCCAUGGAGGACGACCACUUUGCGGAGAAGCUGAACCUGAGAGUUGGACGCAAGCCGUCUCUCAACUUCAGCUGCGCCGACGUGGUGUGGCACCAGAUGGACGAGAAUCUGCUGGCCACGGCCGCCACCAAUGGCGUGGUGGUGACCUGGAACCUGGGCAAACCCUCCCGGAACAAGCAGGACCAGCUCUUCACCGAGCACAAGAGGACGGUCAACAAGGUCUGCUUCCACCCCACCGAGGUCUACAUGCUGCUCAGCGGAUCCCAGGACGGCUUCAUGAAAUGCUUCGACCUCCGCAAGAAGGACUCCGUCAGCACCUUCUCAGGUCAGUCAGAGAGCGUGAGGGACGUCCAGUUCAGUAUCCGCGACUACUUCACCUUUGCUGCAACCUUUGAGAAUGGAAACGUCCAGCUCUGGGACAUCCGGCGGCCGGACCGCUUCGAGCGCAUGUUCACCGCCCACAAUGGCCCGGUCUUCUGCUGUGACUGGCACCCCGAGGAUAGAGGGUGGCUGGCCACAGGCGGUCGUGAUAAGAUGGUGAAGGUGUGGGACAUGAACACCAACAGGGCCAAAGAAAUCUACUGUGUCCAGACGAUCGCCUCCGUGGCCCGCGUGAAGUGGCGCCCUGAGAGGAAGUACCACAUAGGGACGUGCUCCAUGAUGGUGGACCAUAACAUCUACGUGUGGGACGUGCGCCGCCCGUUCAUACCUUUUGCCACCUUUGAAGAACACAAGGACGUGACGACGGGCAUCGUCUGGCGUCACCUACACGACCCGUACUUCCUUCUCUCGGGGUCUAAGGACAGCACAUUGUACCAGCACAUCUUCAGAGACGCCCGCCGGCCCAUAGACCGCGCCAAUCCUGAAGGCCUCUGCUAUGGACUCUUUGGCGACUUGGCCUUUGCGGCCAAGGAAAGUCUGAUCUCCUCCUCCUCAUCCUCCCAUGACUCCAAUAGGAAACCCUACGACAGGCGUCACCCAAUCUUCUUCCUAAGGAAGCAGGACCCCAUGGAGCAGUUUGAGAAUAUCUCCAGCGGGCUGAUGGUGUUUGAGGCGGGCGGUGGGGACAUGGGCUGGUUUGUGGCUACGGCGGAGCGGUACGCCCUGGCUGGAAAACCACUGGCGGAACUGUGUGACCACAAUGCCAAGGUGGCCAGAGAACUGAACAGAUGGCAGGUCGCUCAAACAUGGACAAUGCUGGGAAUCAUCUACUGCAGCGCGGGCACUGUGCCCCCGACCAAUCUCAACCAUAGCUUGGGCAAAAGUGCCAACUCCAUGCCCCUUCUGAACAGCUACAACCUGAAGGAUCUGCCCCCGGGGAUGGGCAGCGAGGCCCGACUGGAGCACAGUAAAGGGGACAGCCGGGCGGACAGCAUUCUCAUGGACUCUGCCGCCAUUAACAAUGAUGAGAACGAGGAGACCGAGGGCAGUGACGUUCCAGCCGACUACCUCCUGGGGGACGUGGAGGGGGACGAGGACGAGCUGUAUCUGGUGGACCACGACAAUCCACACACUGAGGAGCAGGAGUACGUCCUCCCCCAGGAAGGUUUUCCUCUGCGCCAUGAGAUCACAGACAAUCCCUCCGCUCUGGAUCAUCUGCAGGAUAAGGCGGACUCUCCCCAUGUGAGCGGCAAUGAGGCGGAGACUGUGUCCCUGACACCGGUGGAGUCUUUCUCCCUCAUCUCUAUCUCCCAUGCCUUGUACGAGAACCGGCUGCCCUCGGACUUCUUUAACCCCACGGUGCGGGACAUGUUGUGUUACUAUGCAGAGCAGGGAGACGUACAGAUGGCGGCCUCCGUCCUCAUCGUGCUGGGGGAUCGAAUCCGCAAGGAGAUAGAUGAACAGAUGCAGGAGCACUGGUUCACCUCGUACAUCGAUCUCCUCCAGCGCUUUAAGCUUUGGAACGUCUCCAACCAGGUGAUAAAGCUGAGCACGUGCAGCGCCAUCAACUGCAUGAACCAGGCGUCCACCACCCUGCACAUCAACUGCAGCAACUGCAAGCGGCCAAUGAGCAACAAGGGCUGGAUCUGUGACCGGUGCCGGCAGUGCGCCAGUAUGUGUGCGGUGUGCCACCAUGUGGUGAAGGGUCUCUUUGUCUGGUGCCAGGGCUGCGGGCACGGCGGGCACCUCCAGCACAUUAUGAACUGGAUGCAGACGAACUCCCACUGUCCGGCCGGCUGCGGCCACCCCUGUGAAUACAGCUGAACAUAGGAUUUGUAUACAGCGCCCCCUGGUGUGUGUUGGCAGCAUUCCAAUGGAGAUACUCAUCCUCCUCUAUUUUACGUUUUAUUGACCCCCCCCCCCCCGCUCUGAUUUGAAGAUUAUUUUUUUUAUAAAGUCCCAGCCCGGAUGAUGGAGGUCCUGAACGACCCGCUGCUGCUCUCCGACAGUAAUGCCCCCCCCCCCCCGACCUCUCAGAGUUCUCCUUUAAGUUGACUUUAUCUCCAGUAUUUUUAUAUUCCGUACAUCAGUUUUAUGUUGACCUUUUUUUUGCUCCCUGUAAAGUGAUGUCCCCCCCCCCCCUCCCCCGUUUUACCAAUCACUUGUCCCUAUGGCCG
Messenger RNA from Hyla sarda, 3099 nucleotides. It is a transcript of the gene WDR24, whose product is annotated as WD repeat domain 24. The transcript is spliced from 10 exons. Gene Ontology annotation, molecular function: protein binding. Bases 386 to 2746 code for a protein of 786 amino acids. The record is from RefSeq and is a predicted model, not a curated record. NCBI's taxonomy places the organism in Eukaryota, Metazoa, Chordata, Amphibia, Anura, Hylidae. Gene Ontology annotation, biological process: positive regulation of TOR signaling.